Priapulus caudatus is the source of this 570-nucleotide messenger RNA. Its product is annotated as alcohol dehydrogenase [acceptor]-like. Gene Ontology annotation, molecular function: oxidoreductase activity, acting on CH-OH group of donors; flavin adenine dinucleotide binding. Lineage: Eukaryota; Metazoa; Priapulida; Priapulimorpha; Priapulimorphida; Priapulidae. The record is from RefSeq and is a predicted model, not a curated record. Bases 1 to 570 code for a protein of 189 amino acids. The transcript is spliced from 5 exons.
AUGCAUCCUAAAAGUGUCGGGGAUAUUCGCCUGAGAACCAGCGACCCGCUAGAUUAUCCACUCAUAGAUCCACGCUACUACGAGAAUGAAGAAGAUGUUAAAACUAUGGUUGCAGAUAUAUACAAACACAGAACGCAAAGACGCGCGAACAGACCCAAAUUUACGCACGUAGGCCUACGCACUCACGCAUGCGCACACGCACAUACACAUACACAUCCGUACACAUCCUUAGACACGGUAACACAUAUACGGGACCUUGUUUACAUUUCAUAUAUUUUAACAGGGAUCAAGCUGGCUAAAAAGAUAUCAAAGACAAAGGCAUUCCAGUCUAUCGGGGCAAAGAUUAAUCCGCAUAACUUGAAUGUGCCAGGAUGCACUCAGCACGGCAAAGGGGACAAAUACCUGGAGUGUGUUGCACGCCGUAUAUCCACGACGCUUUACCAUGCAACGGGAACCUGUAAGAUGGGCGCCAGCACCGAUCCGUCUGCCGUCGUUGAUCCCCAGCUGAGGGUGCGUGGAGUAGAAGGACUGAGGGUCGUGGAUGCCUCCAUCAUAAUAAUAGAUAAUUAG